AUGAAUGAUAUUAGCGAUUAAAGAAAAGACAUUUAAUACCUAUUUACAGCAUAAUUAGACAUGAAAUGUGAAGUGGGCUCCAAUAUAUUUCAUAAAUACAUAAUCAAGGGUUAUUUGAGUGAAAAUCACAGUGGUGUUUACUAAGCUUAAGAUGCAUAUGGAAAACAAGUGGCAAUAAAAGAAGUAUGAAUUAACUGAAAGCUAGAAUCACGAUAUAAAAUAAAUGUAAAAAGAAGUUUAAUUGUUAAAGUCACUCAAUCAUCCUAAUAUAGUAAAAUAUCUAGACUCAUGUAUUCUAUCUCAUUCCAUGAAUUAAUAUCAUUAAGAAAAAUUAGGAUAUAUUUGUAUGGAACUAGGUUUAUUCAAUUUAGAUGACUUGAAAGAAGCAGGUUAUGUUUUUGAUAAUACAUUAAUUGAUUAAACACUUAAUGCUCUUGCAUAUUUAUAAAAAAAGAAUAUAGCACAUUGCGACAUCAAACCAGCAAAUAUUUUAGUGAUGGCAUUGAAUCCCAUAUGUUAUAAGAUAUGUGAUGUAGGAUCAAGUAAAUGCCAAAGUUCAGUAUUAAUUGAUUCUGUUGGAGUAACUCUUUAUCUUAUAUCAAUCUUAGACAUACAAAUAUAUGUCACCUGAAAUGUUUUAAGGAAAUGCCAAGAAUUAUUAUCUAUCCGAUGUAUUUUCUUUAGGAUUACUCUUUCUUUAUAUUUAUAAAAACUAUUCCAUAUCUCAUGCAGAAAGAUGUGAAUUAACACCUCAUGAAUACAUGCUUAAAUUAAAUGAUAAAAUCUAUGAAAAUAAUGAUAAUGUGUCUAUCCUUCUUAAAUAAAUGAUUUAAUUGUGUCCACAUGAUAGACUUGAUUUUAUUUAACUUGAAAAAUUUUGGGAAGAUCAUAAAAAAUUAAAAAUCAUUCAAUAACCUAAUGUAGAUUCUAGAGAAUAAUCAAUUAGAUUUAAUUCUAAUACAACAUUUCUUUAAGAUGAAUCUCCCCAGAAAUUUUCACAUUAUAAAACUAGUAGAAUUACUAAAAAAUAAUAACCUGUUUCAAAAUAAUCAUUUUUCUCACAACCUAAUAGUUUUUCCCUUGAAAAACAAUAUAAUAUUAAUCCAUUUCAAUGUAAUCCCAUUAGUGAUAGAAGAACUACAACGUCUACUAAAUAAAGAAAACAAUCCUAUUAACUCUAAUUAAUAGACUCAAAUUCAAAGCCUCCUAAAUCCCCUGAAAAAUCUAAAAUACCUAGUCCAUUGAAACAAAGUACCACUAAUAAAUUUUAGCUUCCUUAAUUGUAACCUUUUAAAAUCAGAUUAAAUCAAGGAUGA
Paramecium sonneborni is the source of this 1316-nucleotide messenger RNA. NCBI's taxonomy places the organism in Eukaryota, Ciliophora, Oligohymenophorea, Peniculida, Parameciidae. The record is from the annotation of a GenBank genome assembly.